UGGCUGAAAAAAGGGAAGGCCUUUGCCCAGCAGUGGAAAACUAAAUAGCCAAUAUGAAAAAAUCCGCUGAAAUCAAACUUGCUGCAUGAACCCAUCCACAGCGGUGGCCCAUAGAUUAAAUCACGCAGAUAGGCCAGUGGGUAGAGUACCUCGUGUUGUGCGUAUCGGCUGUUCCACAAACUCGGCAAAUGAUGGCGCUGGUUGCUGUUUUAGUAAUCGCCUCGUUAACAAGGAUUAAAGGAGAGUGCACACUGAGCGCCUGUGACGUGUUUGACGCGGUGGUGGCGCGCAAGGACCCUGCACACCCGGACCCGACAGCUACAGGGUGCGCCACGGACGUGCAGUGGAGGCAGCUCGACCGCCGCCUGAGGGCCAUUGAACAGCCAGUGUGGACAGUGAGUUACGGGCAGUCCCGGUGGCGGCAGUGCGGCAAGGGGACCUGCAGAUGCGACCCGGUCCGGAAGUCCCUGACCUGCUGGCGCUCCGGACUCACGGCGCUCACCGCCGACCUGGUCGUACCCACUGAUCUACUGCACAUAGAUCUUGGUACUAAUAAAUUGCGUACAUUACACAAGAGCACCUUCAAAGGUAUGCGAUCACUAACCGAACUGGAUAUGUUUGAUAAUCGAGUGGAAUUCUUGCCACCAGGCAUUUUCGAAUCGCUGUGCAACCUCAGAAUACUACGCUUACAAAGGAAUUACAUCGAGGAAAUUGAUAGCGAGGCGUUCCGGACCACGAAAAAUCUUUUCCACGUCGAUCUGUCCAACAAUUUCCUGUACACUCUACCGGAGAAACUGUUCGCCAACAGCUCCCAGCUCGACACCAUCGAUCUCUCAAAAAACCAAUUAAUCUACAUCCCCUCUGGCAGUUUCGUGGGACUGGCGGCGCUACAGAUACUGGACCUAUCCAAGAACAAGAUACAGAGAAUCGAAAACGGAACGUUUCAUUUGAAGUCUUUGCAAAUCUUGAAACUCUCGGAGAACAGGAUCAGUAACAUUUCAGGGAAUGCGUUCAAAAGUUUGGUUUCUCUGGAAACGUUGAUGCUGGACCACAACAAGCUCCACGCGGUUCCCAAACGGCUGUUCUCGAGCCUCCGCUCCCUGGUGUACCUGGAUCUUUCCAGUAAUAACAUAAAGAGUCUAACCGGCAUCGAGUUCGAAAACCUCGAGGCGUUGCGUCACCUCGAGCUAAAAGAAAACGACUUGUCCGAACUGCCCGACUACAUAUUCUCGAACUGCACGAAGUUAGAAAAGAUAGACCUGUCAAAGAAUAACCUUCGAUAUUUGAAUGUCACCACUUUCGAGGGGCUGGAACAUCUGGCGUCACUGCUUCUGUCGGACAAUAAACUCCACGGAGUCCAUUACAAAACAUUUUCUACGCUGAAGAAUCUCACUACUUUAUACCUGGACGGCAACCUGUUCCCGUCGCUGCCGUCACGGACCCUGGACUUCACGCCCAAGCUGGCCGUGGUGCGGCUCAGCGGGAACCCCUGGCACUGCGACUGUCACACCCUCUAUAUAUCUGCCUGGGUGCGUCUCAACGAGAUGAAGCUCUGGGACUACUCCCCGACCUGCGUGUCGCCCUGGUACAUGGAGGGCCACUUCCUCAAGAAGCUGAAGUUCCCAGAGCUCUGCGACGGGCAGUGGGCCAGCAUGGUGAACCUGUCCCCACGGCUGCCCAUACAGCAGCUGCUGGCUCUCAAUGUGACUGUGAACCGGAAACCGCAAGACAGCAUGGAGCAUAAUCAUGACGUCACUACUGUAGAUCCGUGGCACUAGGUUGCACUACUGUGACGUCACUACUGUUGAUUCGUGGUACUAGUUAUUGCGAUUUGCUAGAGUUCUGUCGCAUUUGAAAAUUCGGUCAAUUGCUGAUGUUAUCUAUUUUAUAGGUAUUGAUGAAUACAUUUUAUGAUUUAAUGAAUUACCAAUAAAUAAA
This is a messenger RNA of Plutella xylostella (diamondback moth), 1938 nucleotides long. RefSeq lists its product as uncharacterized. The record is from RefSeq and is a predicted model, not a curated record. Gene Ontology annotation, cellular component: plasma membrane. NCBI's taxonomy places the organism in Eukaryota, Metazoa, Arthropoda, Insecta, Lepidoptera, Plutellidae. Gene Ontology annotation, molecular function: protein binding.